AUCACUAUUUUGUGGUUUGCCUGGAGGUUUUGCCAAAUUUCCUAGCUGAAUUAAGCUUAAUUUUAUAUAGAACCAAACAAAUGGCCAUGGCGAAUGUGGAUAAGGGCGAACUUAUGGAUCAGGUGAAGCAACAGAUUGCUGUCGCAAAUGCUCAGGAAUUGCUCACACAAAUGACGCAAAAGUGCUUCAAAAAGUGUGUCAAUAAACCGGGAACUUCUCUCGACUCAUCGGAACAGAAAUGCAUUUCCAUGUGCAUGGACCGGUUUAUGGACUCGUGGAACCUCAUCUCUCGGACGUAUGGCCAAAGAUUACAGCGCGAGCAAUCCAAUUUCUAGAGACACAUGGCAUCUGCAUUUCGGGGCAGAUCGGGACUAACUACACCUAUCUGCCUGCUAUUGAUUAGUUGUAAUAUUUACAGUUUAAUAUGCAAUAAAAGCAUGUGUUACGUGACU
Molecule: messenger RNA, 452 nt
Organism: Drosophila subpulchrella
Lineage: Eukaryota; Metazoa; Arthropoda; Insecta; Diptera; Drosophilidae
Product: mitochondrial import inner membrane translocase subunit Tim13
Exons: 2
Coding region: 81-335 (84 amino acids)
Source: RefSeq, a predicted model, not a curated record